Messenger RNA from Magnusiomyces paraingens, 432 nucleotides. RefSeq lists its product as uncharacterized. Gene Ontology annotation, biological process: mRNA splicing, via spliceosome. Bases 1 to 432 code for a protein of 143 amino acids. Lineage: Eukaryota; Fungi; Ascomycota; Dipodascomycetes; Dipodascales; Dipodascaceae. The record is from RefSeq and is a predicted model, not a curated record. The transcript is spliced from 2 exons. Gene Ontology annotation, cellular component: U4/U6 x U5 tri-snRNP complex; U5 snRNP; spliceosomal complex.
AUGGGAAGUGUUUUUUUGCCACAUUUGCAUACAGGAUGGCAUGUUGAUCAAGCCAUUCUAUCUGAACAAGAUAGAUUGGUAGUCAUUAGAUUUGGCAGAGACAAAGAUCCAGAAUGUAUGCUCAUGGAUGAAGUACUAUAUAGCAUUGCUGAUAAAGUUAGAAACUUUGCUGUUAUUUAUGUUUGUGAUAUUGACGAAGUUACUGCCUUUAACCAAAUCUACGAACUAUACGAUCCCAUGGCCAUAAUGUUUUUUUACAGAAAUAAGCAUAUGCUUUGUGACUUCGGUACGGGAAAUAACAAUAAGCUCAAUUGGGUAUUAGAUGAUAAACAAGAAUUGAUAGAUAUCAUUGAAGUUAUAUAUAGAGGGGCAACCAAAGGAAAAGGUUUAGUCAUUAGUCCAAAGGACUACUCGACUAAGCACAAGUAUUGA